Haplochromis burtoni (Burton's mouthbrooder) is the source of this 2929-nucleotide messenger RNA. RefSeq names its product G protein-coupled receptor 161a (gene gpr161b). Gene Ontology annotation, biological process: G protein-coupled receptor signaling pathway. The transcript is spliced from 7 exons. Gene Ontology annotation, molecular function: G protein-coupled receptor activity. Bases 563 to 2197 code for a protein of 544 amino acids. Lineage: Eukaryota; Metazoa; Chordata; Actinopteri; Cichliformes; Cichlidae. The record is from RefSeq and is a predicted model, not a curated record. Gene Ontology annotation, cellular component: membrane; recycling endosome.
UUCAUUCAUAAACAAGCCGGCCUGUCAUCAAGUAAACACUCACGCACACAUUCACAUGGCUUUGUAAACACUACUAUAAACGCACACGGUGCGUGUGGCAUCCGCGAAAGAAUACACUAUACUUUCAUCGUUGUUCUGCACUUGUCAUAAGGAUUUGAUCACAACAAACUCCACACGGUUAAAUUAAAUAACGUAAGCUGGUUCAAUGGCAAUAUUAUAAAGCAAGACAAUGCUCUUAAGCGACCACCCACGUACGGAAGGAGACUGCUCGGGGAGGGAGUCGAAGCUGAGGUGGGAGGUGGAUGGGGAGGAGGACGCCAUUGCAGCCGCAGCUGGCCGUUUGUGAGUCGGCGGAGGAGAGACAUUACCAAAGUGAACAAUGUCGACUGGCUUUCAGGGAUUUCCCUGGCUCGGCUCUCUCUUCUGGGGCUGUGGUGUGGAAACAGAGGAGUAAGAUGGACGUUUUAUCCCCGUCGAGAGUGAAAAUGUGGAGCCGCAGCGCUGAGCCUAAGCAGCAGUCCCCCACCAUUCCUUCACCAGUCCGGUGGCCCAGCUUCUCACCAUGAACACGAGCAGGAACUGUACCACAGUGGGGAAUGGCGAGGGUCUGGCUGCCCUGGAGUCAGUCUCCAUUGUGACCAUCACGCUGCUCGCCUGCCUCGGGAACUUUCUGAUUGUGGCAACCCUUUAUCGCAGGCCUUAUCUGCUCACACCCAGCAACAAGUUUGUGUUCAGCCUGACUCUGUCCAACCUGCUGCUGUCCGUGCUGGUGCUACCGUUUGUAGCUGUGAGCUCAGCAAAGAGAGAGUGGAUGUUUGGGGUGGUGUGGUGCAACUUCACCGCCCUGCUCUAUCUCCUCAUCAGCUCUGCCAGCAUGCUUACCCUUGGAGCUAUCGCUAUCGACAGGUACUACGCCGUGCUCUACCCGAUGAUCUACCCCAUGAAGAUCACAGGCAACCGGGCGGUUGUCGUCAUUGCCUACGUGUGGUUUCACUCGUUGGUAGGCUGCCUGCCUCCUCUGUUCGGCUGGUCCUCCUUUGAGUUCGACUGCUUCAAGUGGACGUGCGUGGCGUCGUGGCACAGAGAGCCGAGCUACACGGCCUUCUGGGUCACCUGGUGCAUCCUCCCACCCUUCUUCAUUAUGCUGGCGUGUUACGGUGUCAUUUUCCGCGUAGCCCGCAUGAAAGCCCGCAAAGUUCACUGCGGGACUGUUGUUGUGGCCCAGGACGACUCCACUGGAGCCCAGAGGAACGGGCGUAAGAACUCGAGCACCUCGACUUCCUCUAAUGGAAGUCGGCGGAGCCUCGUGUACGCAGGGAGUCAGUGCAAGGCUUUGGUCACCAUCUUAGUGGUGAUUGGCACCUUCCUCAUGACCUGGGGGCCAUACGUUGGGGUAGUGGGCACUGAGGCCUUGUGGGGUCAGGGCAGCGUGUCUCAGUGGGUGGAGACUCUGGUAGCGUGGCUGUCUUUCUGCAGCGCGGUGUGCCACCCACUCAUCUAUGGCCUGUGGAAUAAAACGGUGAGGAAGGAGCUGCUGGGGAUGUGCUUUGGAGAUCGGUACUACAGAGAGUCGUUUGCCACACGCCAAAGGACGUCCCGCCUCUUCAGCAUCUCCAACAGAAUCACAGACUUGGGGAUGUCCCCACACCUGACUGCCAUGCUCGCGGGUGGAGGACAGCUGUUGGUCCCAGGAAGCAGCACAGGAGACACUGGCUUCAGUUUCACUCAGGACUCAUGCACAGAUGUGAUGCUGCUGGAUAACUUCUCCACAGAUGGCUCCUCCCUCGCGCAGCACCACGGGCCUCCGUCCGGGAAAAGGAGGAGCUCAGUCACCUUUGAAGACCAGGUGGAGCAUUCCAAAGCUGAAAACGCAUCCUCAGUCCAGAUCCACGCAGAGGUGCACAAAUCUCUCGACAUGUUCGCCUCCUGUUUGGCGAAAGCCAUAGAGAGCGAUGCUAAGCUCACCCUGUUUGGGGAGAGUUCAGCUCUGUCAGCAGGACUCCUCACAGCGAGGGCCACGCCGAGGCCCAGAUACCUGGAAGGCCAGAGACUGAGGCUGGAGAGUAUUGAUGAAGGGAUCGUUAAGGAUGACAGAGAGCUCUUCACAGACCAGCACCUGUCCACCUUUACACCCCAUACCUGCCCAGCAGGGAUGCAUGGAGGUAAAAGGAGGCCCCCCAGAACACUCUGCUUCUGAGCUUGAGAUCUGUGGACUCUGUGGUCUCAUCUUUUUAGACUUGAGGUGGGUUAAUUUUUUAUGUUGAUUUUGUUGUUAAGCGCUUUGUGAUGUUUAUCUCAAAAGGUGCUAUAGAAUGAAUCACUUUGACGAGUCACAGGGAUUACUUGUCCAAACACUGGUUCACUUUUAAGUGAUUUCCACAGGAAACUGGGUUUGGACCAACAGAGCGGCUGUUCAGUAGCACUGUAUGACAUAGGUUUGACCCAAGAUCAGCUGCUCUGUACACCCACAACAGCUGUCAGUAUCUGUCAGCAGGUGCCGUCUGUUGCUGUAGUCAAACACUUAGUCUAAAUUUUUCAUCCAAACCCAAGUGCAGAUAUAUUUGAGAUACCAUUUGGCUUUAUUUUUUAUUUUUUCCAGGUUUUGUAAAACAUAUUUUUGGGGAGAAGAUCCACAGCUUUCUUCCCCCGCCCCCCUUUCUUCUUCUUCUUUAUCAACAAGAAAAUUAAAGCAUCCGUGUUUUACUUUAUGUCUGUAUUCACAUGCGUAACUGCCGGAGCAGCACAUCAACAUUUCUCAGCUGUGCUACAGUUUCAAAAACGUCAAACGUUAACACUGAUCAAAGCUCACCUUCUCCUAACAAAAUAAUAUUGCACUUAAACUUUCACACCAGCCACCACUUUUCCUCACACUUAUAUUUUGACGUCCUUGCCUUUACAUUCACACAAAUAUAGUUUAUCCUCAUACAGA